AGCACACUGGAGCGGACACAAUGAACGCGGCUGUGUGCGCUCUGCUCUCCUUAGCGAUCCAGUGCAUUGAAGCGGAGGGACCCGGCGCUGAGCUCUUCUCUUACAUGGCAAUGCCGUACCCUAAAGUAACCUCUCCAGGGAGCUUCUCAGAGGAGUCACAGAACCGCACGAAGAUGCACGUCAAAGACACCGUUCCAAUGAACGGCGCGCUCGGGUCGGCGAGCAAGGUGGGCGACCCAAAAUACACCUUACAACAGAACCCGCUGCCCGGGCACGGCUGGUACAAACACGGGGAGAUAACGCAGGGGUCACAGCCUGACAAAAUAAAGAAGGCCACUAAGAGCCACAAGUUUCCAGCAGAGCACAACAGUGAGAAAAACAGACACGAAGGGAGGACCCAAGCACCAGAUAUCGUAACCGAUUCUGCUCAGCACAAAGCCGCCAGGAGCUCGCCUCCCCAAGCGGAACAGGACCCGCGGUUACAGCCAUACAGCACGCGGUUACGGGACAACAGAAGGAUGGACCCCGAGGAGAACAGACCCGGCAGGUCCAGCGUUUACCAGCCCGGCAACAGAUCAAGGAACAGCACCAAGCACGCACUGGCUUCCAACCGGCACUCGUCAAGCCUGCUGCACCACAUCAACAUACUGAAAGCAGAGUCCGAAUACACCAGAGAAACAUUGUGCUUGAGUGAAUGCAGGAAGGAGCUGGACGAGAGGGAAUAUUUCUGCUCCAGUGAAUUCGCGGUCAAUGGCAUCGUGCACGACAUCGAGGUCUUGAAGAAGGGCGUUGGGCUCGUCACAUUGCUCGUCAGCAGCGAUGGUUUUUAUAAAAUGAGUCGGCUUCACGUGGCACCGGACGGCUUCUUUUUCAAGGUUCACGUUUUCGUGCUGGACACCUAUAAGUGUGCCAAGCCCUGCCCGGAUUUUAAACUGGGGAGCAGGUACAUUGUGAUGGCUCAGAUCUACCACCGGAGGCGCCACCUCUCCAGCGAGCUGCUGGCACUGCUGGCUCCAAGGCUGCGGCCAGGUGACGGGCUGGUUCGCAGCAACAGCUACGUGAAGAGAUUCAACAGGAAGAGGGACCAGAGGGUGCAGGAGGCGGCUUACAGCAAGUGCAGAUGAGCGCAGCGGCACGGGGCCCCACGUGGAAAAAGAGAGCGAGAGAGAGAGACUGUGCUCUGAACCCCUGCCCUGGUAACCGCUGGGAGUCCAAUCUGCAAAGGGUGGAAAUUCACACUUUAGAUCCACUGCUUGUCUAUUCUCGGAGUGCUUUUAUAUUUGUAUUUUUUUUUUAAAGGGUGUAAUUUUGCUGCAUUUGGCAUUAUCGAGCUGUCAUCUGUUACAUGCUUACAGGCACAAGAUUCUGUUGUUUUAUCAGGAACAGUAGCUGGGAGCGCGAGAGCACAGAUGGAGAGAGCAGCUCUUGCCGUCAAUGCUGCAGAGUAUGCUUCCGAGAGAGGAUAGACUGGAUCUGGGCUUCGAUCACACCGUACUUGUUAGAUGUCAAUAGGUGUUGUAUGCAAUCUUGACACGGAUUCUCAAUGUAGUCACACAUCUGUCUUUAUUGAGUGUAACUGAAGUGUGUGUGGUUUUGUGUGUCUAGUUGAUUGUAAAUAUUGUUCAGUGGAAAUGUAUGAAAGAAUCACACAAGAAGUGCUUGGUAAAACUUUAAACGAUGUCUGUGUUUGUGGAAGCUUGUGCAGGCCACAGGAGCUUUGUUUACAUUAUGACUGGUCUGUACUGUUAGUAUUGGGAUGGCUUUAAAUAGAAAACCCUUUUCAUCUUCCCCAUAUGGAAAUACUGUGCUGCUUUCUGAGUAUUCAGGAAAUGCACUGUAUAUUUAAAAAAUAUAUAUAUCUUUUACACGA
Messenger RNA from Polyodon spathula (Mississippi paddlefish), 1870 nucleotides. RefSeq lists its product as uncharacterized. Bases 21 to 1124 code for a protein of 367 amino acids. The record is from RefSeq and is a predicted model, not a curated record. Lineage: Eukaryota; Metazoa; Chordata; Actinopteri; Acipenseriformes; Polyodontidae. Gene Ontology annotation, molecular function: protein binding. The transcript has 5 exons.